UUCUUUAUCACUUGCAAAACAAACACUUGCUCUCCAUUUCACUCUCAGAGCGUUCUGGCCUCUCAUCACUUUACUCAGUAAACUUUGGAACUUGAAACAUGGAGAAAGUCGGAAGUUCAAUAGUGUCUGGAAAGUGGAAAAACGAACUCGGUUCUGUGAUGGAGCUGAUGGAAAAUGAGAAUUGUCAGAUUACUGGGACGUACCUAACUGCUGUUACUUCAAAAGAGUCCAGCCACACUGAAGAAACUGCUGACCUUGUGGGCUACAUCAAUACAGACGAGACUAAACAGACCACUACUAUUGCCUUCUGCAUGGCCUGGAAGAUAGAAGGCUCAUGUAGUGCAUUCACUGGCCAGAUCUUCCAGGAUACCAAAGAUGGAAGUAUCAAAGAUGUAAUGAAGACAACCUGGAUUCUACAUUCACCUGUGGAUGGCCUCCAUGACAACUGGGAAGCAACAUGGUUAGAUGUUUAAUUUAGGGUGUACUCACACUAGGCGAUCUGAAUUGUACCAAGCAUGUUUGACCCCCAAAGUGCUUUUCUUCCGGUUCAAAAAAAAAAAAAACAUUGCAUCAUUGGGGGCUUUCACACAAACACAUUUGGUGCACACCCUGGUACAUUUGAUGUCAGAGUUUGGUUUGUUUGGAUAAUGUGAAUGCUGUUUUCUAAACUCGGGUGCGCACCCUCAAACUGUACCCGAGCCCACCUAAAAAGGGUGGUCUGGGGUACGGUUCCUGUGAACUCCGGUACGGUUUGCUUCUGAUGUGAAUGCAAGCGAACAAUUUACUUUCCU
Onychostoma macrolepis is the source of this 791-nucleotide messenger RNA. RefSeq names its product avidin-like. Bases 99 to 473 code for a protein of 124 amino acids. The record is from RefSeq and is a predicted model, not a curated record. The transcript has 4 exons. NCBI's taxonomy places the organism in Eukaryota, Metazoa, Chordata, Actinopteri, Cypriniformes, Cyprinidae. Gene Ontology annotation, molecular function: biotin binding.